CUCCGCCUUGCCAAGAGAAUGCUGGCAGCGGUGCAGCUGGGGCUCCAGCGCCCAAUAGCCUUGUAAAAACCCUUUGCCCUGCCUUGCCUUGCGGGAACGGGCGUCUUCUUGGCAUUACCCCGAUGUGACCCCCCCUUCCUCUCGCUCUGGAAUAAUGGGGAUCUUUUGGGCUUAUGUUGGAUUCCUUUCCUUGUCGGUAUUAUACAUUCAGCAAGGACUUUCUUCCCAAGCCAAAUUUACUGAAUUCCCUCAAAAUGUCACAACUGCUGAGGGGCAGAAUGUGGAGAUGUCUUGUGCAUUCCAGAGUGGCUCUGCCUCAGUGUACCUGGAAAUCCAGUGGUGGUUUCUACGGGCAGCUGAGGACCAAGACCCUGGAACAGAGGUGGAGAGAGAUUUGGACAACGAUGGAACAAAGAUAAGCACAGUGAAAGUACAAGGGAACGACAUCUCCCACAAACUGCAGAUCUCCAAAGUCAGGAAAAAGGAUGAAGGGUUGUAUGAGUGCAGAGUGAUCGAUGCCAAUUAUGGAGACCUCCAGGAAUACAAAGUCCAGGCCUAUCUCAAGGUGAAUGCAAACAGCCACACCCGACGAAUGCAGGCCUUUGAAGCUUCCCCAAUGUGGCUACAGGAUAAACCUCGUAAAAACAUCUCAGCAGCCAUCCCCAGUAGCAUCCAUAACUCUGCCAGCCAGCGUAUGCGCCCCACCUCCAGCCCUCCAGCAGAUGCCAAAAUCCCCAAACAAAGUCCACAAUCAGGUGCGAGGAUAGCUACAAGCCAUGGACUUUCUGUCCUGCUUCUUGUUUGUGGCUUUGUGAAGGGUGCUUUGCUUUAAUCUAAAAAGUGCUGACUUUUUCCAAUAUCACUUUCUCUUCUUAAAGCAAAGAGCAAAUCGCCUGUAAAACCUACGGAGCGGACAGCAAAGUUGACCCUAACUUCCAACCACCUCUCUGCACCCAAUGUACUCUAAUUCUCUACACAAAAGGAGCACCUUCUUCAGGACACACACACAAAAACAAAAUGUUAAAAAGAAUUUUUAUUUUUAUUUUGCAAAAGGAGGGAAGAGGCUAGCAUAUAGUUUCUUCAAGUCUUACUUUCUUUGGAAUGUACCACUGGUCUUUUCUUUGAGGGGAGCUGGAGUGCUGUAACAGAACAUUGUUCAACUUGACGACAACAUUUCUUCCACGUUCCCCCCCCCCUCUCCUUUUUGAUUCAGUGAAGAGAAGCAUUGAAUUCCCUUGACUCUUCAGGGGUUGCCUAGAAAUUUUUAACAUCAUCCAACUGAACAUUUGUUCUUAUACUUGGACAAGCACCACUCUACGCCGAAAGGAAGGAGAGUCCAAACUUCCCCUUUCCCAAAUCCCAACCCCAAACUUGCCCGACCUGCAAGAUCUAAAACAACACAAGGUUGUGUUGAAAGUGCUUUUUGUUCUAGGCAGCAAAUCCGACAAGAAUUCAAAGCUGCUCACUGUACAAGAGGACUAUAUGUUUCUGGAUGAGACGGAAGAAAGUGUUGGAACUUCUCCUGUGCAUCCUAUCUUCUUUCAUUUGAUUUUCCCUCUCCCAUUACUGUUUCUUGCUUUCCUGUUUGAUGGUGGCAGCUGCUGGCCUUCGCCAACCCCUGGGCAGCACUUGAAGGUUUCUAUAAAUACAUCUUUUCUUUGUGUGUGUUCUCUAUUUUGAUGUGUUUUCUCUAAUUUUGCAACUCCUGUAUAUGCAAACCUAACUUAAAUUCUGUAAAUUGCUUACAGUAUGUGUGAUAUAACUUCAGAAUAGACAUUCUGUGGUCCAUCCUGCAAGCCAGUUUGAGUAUUAUCUCCGUGUGGUGCCACCAAAUGACAUCUCUGUUUCCUUUUCAACAACGCAUUCAUUUUAAUUUGUAAUUCAGUGCUCUGUGAGAUUUUGUAAUCCAUGCAAUCACUUUUCACUGGUCUGAGCCCUUGCAGAUGGCAAUGCGCCCCUCUGUUUACUCUGUACAAAAUGCACAUUAAAAUU
This is a messenger RNA of Zootoca vivipara (common lizard), 1992 nucleotides long. RefSeq names its product V-set and transmembrane domain containing 2A (gene VSTM2A). The record is from RefSeq and is a predicted model, not a curated record. Gene Ontology annotation, cellular component: membrane. Lineage: Eukaryota; Metazoa; Chordata; Lepidosauria; Squamata; Lacertidae.